This is a messenger RNA of Lathyrus oleraceus (garden pea), 1247 nucleotides long. RefSeq names its product homeobox-leucine zipper protein HOX11. The record is from RefSeq and is a predicted model, not a curated record. Bases 252 to 1136 code for a protein of 294 amino acids. Gene Ontology annotation, biological process: regulation of DNA-templated transcription. Gene Ontology annotation, molecular function: sequence-specific DNA binding; DNA-binding transcription factor activity, RNA polymerase II-specific. The transcript has 4 exons. NCBI's taxonomy places the organism in Eukaryota, Viridiplantae, Streptophyta, Magnoliopsida, Fabales, Fabaceae.
CUUUACUCCCACCUUUGAAAUAAAACCCCAUUCCCUCCUCCCACUUUUUGUUCCAACGAAGCAAGAGAGAAAACAACUUUCAUUUGCACUCUCUUCUUCUUUCUUCUUUUCAUUAUUCUCCCUUCAAAAUAACUCACCUUAACAAACAAACACACGCCCGCCUAUACCCUUUUCUUGUUCCAAACCAAAUUCUAGUAGCAACAACAACAACUCUAUAUCACAAACAUUGUUCUCCAUUUGUAAAAACUGAAAUGGAACUUGCUUUGAGCUUAGGUGACACACCAAAAUUACCCUUCUCUUUUCUUGACAAACCCACCAAAGAUCCACUACCACCAAGUUUCUUCUCCGAAGAAAAAACAAGUUCCUCAGAUCCACCUAUUCAACUUGACCUUCUUCCUUUCACUCCUGUUCUUAGAUCUCAUCACCCUUCUUCUCAUCUUCCCAUUCCAUGGCUCACUCAACCAUGUGGACCGGUGAGGGAGCUAGAUGUAAACCGUUUUCCGGCGAUGACGGAGGAUCUCGACGACGGCGCGUCACUGUCAUCACCCAGCAGUUCGGUGUCUCCGUUUCCUAUGGAUUUCAGUAUGAGGAAUAACAAUGCUGAAUAUGGAGGAAGAAACAAGAGAGACAAAGAAGGUGACUCUGAAAGAGUGAGUGAUGAUGAUGAAAACGGGUCAACUCGGAAGAAACUCAGACUCUCUAAAGAUCAAUCAGCUUUUCUAGAAGAAAGCUUCAAAGAACACACAACCUUAAAUCCAAAGCAAAAACUUGCACUGGCAAAACAGUUGAAUCUCAGUCCUCGUCAAGUUGAAGUUUGGUUUCAAAACAGAAGAGCCAGGACGAAGUUGAAGCAAACGGAAGUAGAUUGUGAGUAUUUGAAGAGAUGUUGUGAGACAUUAACAGAAGAGAAUAGAAGAUUACAAAAGGAACUUCAAGAGCUUAGAGCUUUGAAAACUACUCAACCAUUCUACAUGCAACUUCCAGCUACCACUCUCACUAUGUGUCCUUCUUGUGAACGCGUGGCUACAAACCCUUGCAACAAUCAAACCAACAAGACAAGAGGGUUGCCUUUCUCUAAUGCCCAAGUCCAACAACAGGCCCAAGCCCAAGUUCAAGCCCAUCAGAUUCCUUCAUGAUAAUAUUAUUUUCAAAUGGUCACUUUUUUUAUUUGUUUUUUAACAUAAUAUAUAUGAUAGAUAAUAUCAUAGAGGAUGACAAGAUUUAGUUUCACUAACCUAUUUUGUGUA